Naegleria lovaniensis is the source of this 3576-nucleotide messenger RNA. RefSeq lists its product as uncharacterized. Gene Ontology annotation, molecular function: calcium-activated cation channel activity. Bases 1 to 3576 code for a protein of 1191 amino acids. The record is from RefSeq and is a predicted model, not a curated record. The transcript has 4 exons. Gene Ontology annotation, cellular component: plasma membrane. Lineage: Eukaryota; Heterolobosea; Eutetramitea; Acrasida; Naegleriidae.
AUGUUUGUUCCACCUAAACGAACCACACAGCUGAAUUUGAUCUCAGCGGCAGAUACUCUGCUUCAGGCAAUCAUUGCCAUGACCUUGUUGAUCUUGUUUUCACCUUCCAUCGCUUGUGUUCUCUCCUCCUCUCUCUCUUCUUCUUGUUUGCAAUGCACCUCUCAGCCCGGAAAUAUUUGGUGUUCUCUCGAAGAGAAGUGUGUUUCAAAAAUUGAAGAUUGCAUGACGAGUCCUGUCAAUUCACCACCGAAUCGGUAUGAUGAAUUUCAAAACACCUACGGAAUGAAUGUGUUAUGGUUUUUGCGAAAUUACACUACUCGAGUCGGAAGGAAUGAAACCUUCCAUAAUGAUGACCAUGACGAUGAUGACAACGCACAUCCUGGAGAGGUGUUACUUCCAUGGUAUUCACAGAUACCGACUCAUUGUGUGAAUGGAAUUGUGGAUCAUGCAAGUAAAUGUUCAUCAUUGAAUGUCGUGAUUGCAAGAAAUUAUUCUCACUCCACUCGAAAUUUAAUUGAACCCAUUCCCAUUCAACCCCAAUUAUUCAUCACGAAUUUAGAACACAUUUACAAUCAUUCGAAAAAUCCACAAUUUUAUGUUGGAGCGUUUUAUCCAGAUCAAAAUUACUUGACUCAACAGGGUUAUUUAUUUUCAUACGAAUUUCAUGUACAACGAAAAAGUAUCUAUAUCAUGAAAAAGGGGUUCAUGUGCUUUACAGAUUUAUCAGUGGCUGCAACUCCUAAUUACAGACAUCGAUUGGGAUUUGGCGUCUUGAUGGUCGAUGGAUUGAAUGGAACAUUUGCAACAAGAAAUACCUCGUUUCAAUGUGCAUUUGUGACCUCUAAAAAGAGUAUUUAUGUGGAACCUGUGUACUUUUAUACUUUUAUGAAUUUUCACUUUUUAGUUUCCAUUCCAAUUUUAAUGUGUGGUUUAACACUUGCAUGUUUUCAAGUUGUGUAUUGCAAAGACAAGUACAAAAUUUCUGAAAAUUUGUUAGACGCUGAUAUACGAGUGUUGGAUGAUGAUAAUUUUGAUGAGCAGUGGAAAUUGACUCAUUCCAAAGAUGGAUUUCGACAUUACUUUCAGAAUUCUCUCGAUCUAUGGGGCAAUAAUAAUCCACAAGAUGAAAAUCCAUCAAAUAUUUGGUGUCGAUUAAGGAAAUACCUCAAACUCUUUCUUCAGCAUAUUUAUGAUGUUUUUCCUUCUCUAUUCCUAUUUGCUUCGGAUAGUGACAUUGUGAAACAGUGUGGAACGGAUGUCUAUUAUUAUUUAUGGUUCCAAAAAUAUGUCAUGCUCUUUGUGGCCAUUUGUGGGAUCAUGUCCAUGGUGUUGUUGUUGCCCAUCUACUUGACAAGCAAACAUUACGAUUAUUCGUUUAAAGAUUUUGCAGGAAGUACAAUUGCUGCCAUUGACGUUCACAAAAGUUGGUGGACAUUAUUGUUUUAUAUUUUGAAUGGACUCAUUCCAAUUUUAGGUCUUUUAUUAAUGCUUCGAUUAAGAAAAUUAGCUCGUCACAUGAUCAAGGGAAAUUCCAAUUUUGGAAGUCUUUAUACAGUAAUGAUUUCAAAUAUUGACAAGAAUUUAAAAGAUAAGGAAAAAUUAUUGUCAGAAUUGAGAGAAUUUUUCGGACAAGAUACCAUUGCAGAUUGUCAUAUUUGUUUGGAUUUUGAGAAAAUUACCCUUCUCGAAAAGAAACUUGCAAAAUUCCAGAGACGCCUUGGAAAAGCUGCCGAACAGGAAUCACGUAAAACUGUUCAAUCUCUUCUUCUAAAUUUAUAUAUUCAAUUAUUUUACAGAAAACAAUCCUAUGUGCAUUAUUGUGAAGAGAAUAUUCAACAAAUUGAAAAACAAUUAUUGGAACUGAAAAGAGAAGAGAAUAUUGUUGGAACUGGAUAUGGAUUUGUCACCUUCUUCUCAAUGACCACAACCAAGAAAGUGUGUGACGAAUAUGUUACUGACUUUAUGGGAUUUAUGAUUUCUAAAAAGUACAUUUCGAAUAGUUUUUCUAAAAUGGUGAAUUUUUUCAAAUUAAGGUUAAACAUUGUCACUUCUGAAUUGAACACAAGUGACAGCAACAGGGACAAGAAGAGAAUGGAAUAUAACUUUGCACCUGCCUGUGAAGCUUCUGAUGUCCUUUUUGAGAAUUUAAACAUUUCCACUUCCAAAAGAGCUUCUCGUGUCUUUGUCUCGAACGUGAUUCUAUUCAUUGUGCUGCUUGUGAUAUAUACCGUACUCAUUUUGAAUAGCUCCAUUCCAUGGUAUGCCACACAAAAUAAGUCUGAUAUUUAUGACUAUGCUGAACUUUUAAAAACACCUACAGACUUUACAUUUAAACUCUUAUUAGCAUUUUUCGAACUUUCUCCAGAAAUUAUUUCACUCAUUAACGAGUUAUUUAAACCCUUAGUGGAAAAACUUGUGAAAUGGGAAAAACACAAAACGAAUAUUCAUAAGAGAAAAACAAUUCUUAGAAGAACGACCUAUUUUUUUGUACUGAGUACGAUUGUGUUUCCAUAUGGCUGGACCUAUUACAAAUCUGUCUGGAGAAUAUUCAAUUCAUUACCACCCUUUAACAAUGAAAUUUACUUUUUCAAUUUCAUUGGUAUUGAAUUGAUCAUUUUAACCAUCGUCUUGGCCACAACCUCCAAAGGUUUAGAAAUUAUUGUCAAUACCAUUUCAAGCGUCAGAGAUUAUUUCAAAACUGGGGAAUGGCAUCGACCAAUAUUCGACUAUGAAGCGGAAUACAGUAUGAAAAUCACCAUGCUCAUGAUGUGUUUACUAUAUGGAACUUGCAUUCCUCUCAUUUACAUUGUUGCCUUUUUAUAUUUUAUGUUGACAUUUUUUAUUGACAAGUAUUUAAUCAUGUAUUGGUAUGAGAGAUCGAUUGAAAGCGAUGGAAAGAUUUUGAAUACCGUUGUCGAAAAUAUUGGAAUUUGUUUUUUAUUUUUUCCAUUUUCAAUCAUUGUCUUGUUACCAGUCUUAUUGAAAAGAAAGAUGACACCUCUACUUGGAAUUCCAAAAGUUUUGAUUAUCAUUAUUGGGUUGUAUUUAAUGACAAGAAAAACCAUUGAAAAGGAAAGAGAUGCAAUUAUUAUUGCGUUAAAUGAAAGAUGUUGUGAACGUAACAAAUCAGCAGAGCAAGAUCCAACCACGUACAAUGUGACAACAGAUUCUUGUGAAUUGUUGGAUGUGGAGGACGGAACCAUGAACAAGUCGAGCGAUCAAGGUGCCAUGGGACAUGGUCAUGAUGAGAUCCAUAAGAAGGAUCAUGAUCUAAAAUAUUCCACCAUUCCACUCGUCGACGAUUGUCGAAACGAAAAUUCUGAAAGUCAACCAAUUCCUGCCAUGGAUGACGAAGAUUUUGUCAUUUUAACUCAGGCCGAUUGGUUUGAACAUUCUCUUCAAAAUGCAACCACUUCGCGUCAAAAGAAAGAAUUUGAAAGUUUCCAAGAAUUCAUAAAUGGCAAAGAGGUUCGAGUGAAAGAAGAAGAUUUGCAGUUGGACGUUCCUCGAUUGGCAAGACAAUAUCGUCACCCUUAUUUGAGAAAGAUUUUAAGAGACAGAUUUUCACAACAAUAA